Molecule: messenger RNA, 2177 nt
Organism: Lagopus leucura (white-tailed ptarmigan)
Lineage: Eukaryota; Metazoa; Chordata; Aves; Galliformes; Phasianidae
Gene: SLC5A6
Product: solute carrier family 5 member 6
Biological process (GO): sodium ion transport; pantothenate transmembrane transport; biotin transport
Cellular component (GO): membrane
Molecular function (GO): sodium-dependent multivitamin transmembrane transporter activity
Source: RefSeq, a predicted model, not a curated record
CGCCGCGGCGCUUCAGGCGCACGUGGGCUGAGCCGGGCAACCGCCCGAUCCUUGAGGCGGGCCGAGAGCUUUGGAGCGAAGGUCCCUGCGAGGACGAGCGGGGCCGGAUCCACCGUCGCCACCUCCCGCAGCGCCGGGCGCUGCCGGCCAGGUCCCUCCGCCCAUGAACCGGAAAAGUGGGGGUGGCGGCGGGGAGGCGGCGGACACUCACCAUGGAGUUCUCAACGGCAGACUACAGCAUCUUCGUGCUGCUGCUGGUGCUGUCAGCGGCCAUCGGGCUGUUCUAUGCGCUGAGCGGCGGGCGGCAGCGCACGGUGCAGGAAUUCCUGCUGGCCAACCGCAGCAUGGGCUUUUUUCCCGUUGCCCUGUCCCUGCUGGCCACCUUCCAAUCUGCGGUGGCCAUCCUGGGGGUGCCGGCAGAGAUCUAUCGCUUCGGCACCGAGUACUGGUUCCUGGGCUGCUCCUAUUUCCUGGGGCUGCUCAUCCCCGCGCACGUCUUCAUCCCCGUCUUCUACCGCCUGCAGAUCACCAGCACCUACGAGUACUUGGAGCUGCGCUUCAACAAGACCGUGCGCAUCUUUGGCACCAUCACCUUCAUCUUCCAGAUGGUCAUCUACAUGGGAGUGGUGCUCUACGCUCCCGCUCUGGCACUCAAUGCAGUGACAGGCUUUGACCUCUGGAGCGCGGUGCUCACCAUCGGGCUUGUCUGCACGUUGUACACUACACUGGGAGGGCUGAAAGCUGUCAUCUGGACCGACGUGUUCCAGACUCUGGUCAUGUUUGCGGGGCAGCUGGCUGUCAUCGUGGUGGGCGCACGGCGCGUGGGGGGCAUGGCCCGCGUGUGGCAUGUGGCCGAGCAGCAGGGCAAGAUCUCCAGCAUUGACCUGGACCCCGAUCCCUACGUGCGGCACACCUUCUGGACGCUGGCUUUCGGGGGGGUCUUCAUGAUGCUGUCGCUGUAUGGCGUGAACCAGGCGCAGGUGCAGCGCUACCUGAGCUCCCGCAGCGAGAGGCAGGCGGUGCUUUCCUGCUACGCCGUCUUCCCCUGCCAGCAGAUCAUUCUGUGCCUCAGCUGCCUCACCGGCCUCGUCAUGUUCGUCUAUGACCGUGAGCACCCACUGGUCCCUAGCGGCACCCACAUCUCCUCUGACCAGCUGGUGCUGUACUUUGUGAUGGACGUGCUGCGGGACCUGCCGGGGCUGCCUGGCCUCUUUGUUGCCUGUCUCUUCAGUGGCUCACUCAGCACCAUCUCCUCUGCUUUCAACUCGCUGGCGACGGUGACAAUGGAGGACCUGGUGCGGCCGCACUACCCUGGGCUGUCAGAGUCCCGUGCCACGCUGAUCUCCAAGAUCCUGGCUUUUUGCUACGGGCUCCUGUGCCUGGGAAUGGCUUAUGUGUCUUCUAUGCUGGGCCCUGUGCUGCAGGCGGCCAUCAGUAUCUUCGGCAUGGUGGGGGGGCCGCUGCUGGGGCUCUUCUGCCUGGGGAUGUUCUUUCCCUGUGCCAACCCCACAGGUGCGGUGGUGGGACUGCUGGCUGGGCUGGCCAUGGCCUUCUGGGUGGGCAUCGGCAGCCUGGUGGCCAACAUGGGGGGGGCCACCCCCCUGGCUAACAGCACCGUGCCCCCCCCAAUCAACUUGACCACACCAACCACGAUCGCUACCACACUGCUCACCUCCACGACACCCCCCCCUAGCUCCACAGGCCUGCAGAAGUUUUACAGCCUCUCCUAUAUGUGGUACAGCGCCCACAACUCCACUACUGUCAUCGUGGUGGGGCUCCUGGUCAGCCUGCUCACUGGUCCCACACCGCCCUCUGCUGUGGAUCCCCGCACCAUUUUCCCGGUGCUGCCACGGUUGCUGUGCUGCCUGCCCGCCCGCUACCGGCAGUGGCUGUGCUGCGGGGUGCGCUUCCCCACACAGGAAGCCCCCCACCCGUCACCCACAACCGAGAAGCAUGUUCCCAAUGGGCUGGGCGCUGCCCCACGGGAUGACGCCGAGGAUCAGGGCUACGGGCCACCCGCCUAUGCGCUGCAGGAGACGGCCUUCUGAGCGCGACCGGGGGACACGGCACUCCCGCAGGGCUGGUGCUGCCCGGGGUUGCCGUGGGACCAUGAUGUGGAGCGAUGCCACGCUGUUAUCUCACGUUACCCACAUCUCAAUAAACCGUUCUUGAGAGCA